Molecule: messenger RNA, 2402 nt
Organism: Suillus subaureus
Lineage: Eukaryota; Fungi; Basidiomycota; Agaricomycetes; Boletales; Suillaceae
Product: P-loop containing nucleoside triphosphate hydrolase protein
Exons: 7
Coding region: 447-2078 (543 amino acids)
Biological process (GO): protein insertion into mitochondrial inner membrane from matrix; mitochondrial respiratory chain complex III assembly
Cellular component (GO): mitochondrial inner membrane
Molecular function (GO): ATP binding; ATP hydrolysis activity
Source: RefSeq, a predicted model, not a curated record
AUUACCACUCCGCUACAAGUCCACUCCGUUCGUCACAGAAAAAAUACUCAAUCGAUUAGUCUUGUACAUCACUUAUCAUAUAGGUAUCAAGAACGUGUUCGCCAAGCACACUACCUGAGCCUCGGCAAUCUUGAUUCUAUGUCAAUGUGGGCUUUGGGCGCUAUUCAACUGACGCCCCGCCCACGGUCGAGUCAUCCACUGUCAGAUAUCAUCUUUCCAUCAGUGAUUCAGUUUAGUAGCCAAAAUGCAUCAGGCGCGGGUCCGGCGGCCAUGACAUUCAUAUAAGAUGUGUCUGUGUACAGUAUUCCAAGGAUCACAUCCGCAUUCCCAAGUCUUAGUCCAAGCUGGCGUCCAUCCCAGACCUCGUCGAGCAGCUUCUGCAGCUUGCAGCGUCGAACACUUCAAGUCCAAACGCUACCGUGAUUACCAAUGGUACCUCAUCGUAUAUGACGGAACCUGCUCCCCUGAAUGGAUUCGGCCCAUUGAUCUCAUUCAUUCUUUCGAUCUCUGCUCUGAGAGACUGGGCGAAGCUUUUGAUCAUCGGUAGCUUCUUUGAGACCUGCCGACGCCUCCUUGCCACAGUCUGGUCGUCCACAAUCGACUCUUUCUUUCUCACCGCGUCAUUUGAGGAUCACGAUGACAGUUACAAAUGGAUGAUGAUUUGGCUAUCGAAGCAACCAUCCUGGAAGAAUGUGCGCAACGUAAAUAUUAGCACUGGCGAAAGGUAUUCGGGGAACGUCCCCGAUUCUGAAGGGGAGUCUGACACAUCUGGGAUGCCCAAAGUCUGUUACCUGCCAGCACUUUCUGGGUCUUAUACCCUAUGGUACAAAUACAGAUGGAUGCGGAUCACCCGUGUUUCGGAGCCAAUACCUGGUUGGGGCCCGAACCACAGGGACUCGUUGAAUAUCAGCAUCUUCACGCGUAACCAUGACAUUCUAAACACCAUCCUACAAGACGCCAAAAAGGCCUAUCAGGAUGCGCAAGGCAGCUCCAUUACUGUCUAUAUUUCUGAUUCCGCGAAUUGCUGGAGAGAACUCGCUACAAGACGCAAGCGGCCUCUAGAUUCUAUUAUCCUAGAUCCUGGAAUUCGGGAACUUGUCGUUGAGGACGCGCAAGAUUUCCUUGCCAGUAAAAAGUGGUAUGCUGAACGAGGAAUUCCCUUCCGCCGUGGUUACUUGCUGUAUGGUGCACCUGGUUCAGGGAAAACGUCUCUGAUUCAUAGCAUCGCGGGCGAACUGGAACUUGAUGUCUAUAUCAUCUCCCUCUCCCGCAGCGGCCUUGACGAUACUGGACUUUCAGAACUCAUUUCAGAUCUGCCUGAGAGAUGCAUCGCUCUCAUGGAAGACAUUGACGCUGCUCUCCAUAACAGUCUUUCGCGGGAGGACACUCCUACACCACCCAACCAAACUGCCGAGUUCAUCCCUAGCUCUCCGAGGACGCCCACUCACACUACUAGCAAGGUGUCACUCAGCGGUCUACUCAACGCAUUAGAUGGUAUUGGCGCACAAGAGGGGCGGAUACUGUUUGCUACGACGAACAAGUAUUCGUCCCUUGACCCUGCUCUAUGUCGUCCCGGUCGUAUGGACCUCCACGUCGAAUUUAAGCUUGCGAGCAGAUAUCAGGCAGACGAGCUGUUCAAGCGUUUCUACCUUCCUUCCUCGCCCAAGACUCCUGCAGAUGACGACCAAGAACCGAAAUCGAAUCCUGCUCAGUCGCAUCUCAAUGGCUCUAUAUGUGACGGAGGUUCCACUGACCUAAUUGAUCUCGGCGUCCCAGAUGAUGUCGCCGACUCCCCUCCCUCAUCUCCUUCAGCCUGUUCUGAGAAAUCUGAACGCGCGGCUCUCACGUACACAGGCACGCGCCAUCGUGGACAUGCACCAAAGCUCUCGAGCGAUCAGCUUUCUGCGCUUGCUGCACAAUUUGCGUCAGCUAUUCCGGAGCGUGAGGUGUCGAUGGCUGCUCUGCAGGGUUAUUUGAUGUCACAGAAGAGCAGGCCUUCGGAGGCUGCCAGAGAGGUUUCUGCUUGGCUUCAGAAGGAGCUGGCAACAAAGAAAGCCCAAAAUGAGACAAAAUCAUGACAUGACGCUAUAUUUCAUCUGCAGAUUGGUCGGAGCCAAGUAUAUAGAUUCUAUCCAUUCUAUCCAUUGUUUCAUCUUCAAGUCAACUACGCACAGUACUACGUAGCAAUCAAAUUCUAAGACAAUCAGUAAUAGCGGAAGAAUAAAGCAGUGCUCAGUACAAGCUAUUGAAGCAGAGAAACCGAAUGCUGUCCGAGACAGUCCGACUACAGUGAUUGCUACGGAUGCAUGUACGAGUGAAUUCAAGAUAACAGAUGGAAUGUAAAAUUCAUUGGUCCUACUGCUGAUAAUCUUCCUGUCAGUAAAUCUCUUGUGCAAUCCACG